Molecule: messenger RNA, 12330 nt
Organism: Porites lobata
Lineage: Eukaryota; Metazoa; Cnidaria; Anthozoa; Scleractinia; Poritidae
Source: the annotation of a GenBank genome assembly
AUGGCAGCGCCUUCGACUUCGUCUUCGAGCGAGACUUGCAAGUAAGUCACGAGCUAAAACUGGAAAUAGUGAAUGCUGGAGUCUUCUGCAUACUCUUCUCGUCUCUUGUACCGUUGCAAUUCUCGAUUUAUUGCGUUCAUCUGCGGCUAAAAGCCAAUUUUAAGCCUGUAUUAUUUAAUUUAAUUUUAUUAAACCACAGGCGGCCCAGACGUAGUAUGUGUCACUGAAUGAAUAUAUUAAUAUCCACAUGGACAAAUUAAUGCGACGAGUCGUCGAAACUCCUAUGAACUAAAAUAGUCCAAAAGUCAAAAUAUAACAAAACAAAGUUAAGAUACCUUUAACUGAACGUAUCCUUGUCUUUCCUGGCCGGUUAAAGUGGCAUUUUGUUGAGUUUUGAAAUUGUAGGUACUAUCCACUAAAGAAGAAUUAAAGGCUGGCUACAAAACAAACAGACCAUCUCCACGCGCCUUCACACGAAGCGCUAUAAAUUCGAGAAUAAUCGACGAACCCGCUCCAAAUAACCAUCGGCUAAUCUGCAGGUAACGUGUGCUCCGGUUCCUUGCUCGCUUGCUCCACAAAACCCAUCGCAACUGCACAAUAAUCGCUCGCUCAUCAACAAACACUGUUGGCCUUUACGCUUCGAUAUGACCGCGAACGACCAGGUUUAAUACGCGACGUGAAUAGUCAAGCUUAGCGACCGCGUCCGCGCGACAAUGCAACACUUGCAAUGGGAGGGAUAGUACUAUUGCUUCUAGGUCAAUCAACACUGAGCGAGGGUCCGCUGCGUUAGUUUUGACCAGAAAACAAAAGGUGAUCGCGCGAACGUCCGUAAUGAAAUAAACAGUUAUUUCCAGAACACCGUCAAUAUGUUGUCCCAAGUGACGAGGGGGGACGACAAUUUGCCGCCUAGGAAAAAGGCAAAAUAUAACCUCGGCUAUGCAGCUGGUAAGGAAAAAAAGUUAUGUGCGCGAUAUUUUUUUUUGGUUAUGUUUAUUAUUAUUUUGAAAACUCAGGGGCCCCAACGACGAUUUCUUCCUAAAUGCAUUUAAAACACUUUUAACGCUGUCCAGGGUAAUUAAGAUCUCUAAAAAUGCAUUCUAAGUGGCGCUAAUACAUAGAUCACAUUUAUAGUUUGUUCAUACUAAAUAUAAAAUCGUGUAAUGUUAAGCGGCGAAGGCAACCAGAACUGUAAAAUACAACAAUAGGUCUAAUUGCAGCACGCUUUCGUACAUUUCCUGGCCGUUGUUUUGCACGACUACGUGAAACGUCCAGAAACUUCGUGGUUUUCACGUUGUUAACGAAAUGAGCGAAAAUCUUACUCUUGAGCAAACUGAAGUUUUCAGUUUGCCAAGAGGGGCACAACCUCCUCGUCACCGGUCAAGCUGGAACAGGAAAGUCAAGAGUGGUUGCCGCAAUUCGCGAUGAUUGUCAAAAAAGCGUGGUCUACGAGUAUCCGUGAUUUGUUCCAGUGGAAUUGCUUGUCAGGUGUAUGAUGCAGGCGUCGCUUCGACAGUCCAUUCUUUUUACGGUCUUGGUGCUGCAGAUCUGCCGGCCGAGCUACUGAUUACUCGCGCAUCAAGUGAUGGCAGGAUGUGCGAGAGAGUACAUGAUGUGGACGUUAUAAUUUGGGACGAGGCGAGCAUGUCUAGUUCAAGGAUGCUUGAACUUGUUAACGCUUUGCAUCACAAUUUAGCCGACCAAGAAAAUUAUGAGUUACCCUUUGGAGGGAAACAACUCAUAAUCGUAGGAGAAUUCCUACAGCUGCGGCCAGUGCCGAGUACCUUCGAUUCCGGGGAUUUUAUGUUUAAAUCUGCAGUAUUUCAAUUCGCCGUCCCACAUCGUUUUCAGCUGACAAAAGUAAUGCGCCAAUCUGAGAGCAACAAGUUGUUCUUGGACGCUUUAUCUGACGUCAGACUCGGCGUAUGCUCGAACGAAACGGCUGUGUUUAUUGAAAAGUUAUCGAGGGAAUUGAGUCCACAACUGAAAAUCGCCGCCACGCAUAUCUUUUUUAAAAAGAAUGCGGUAAUGUUGUUCAAUCGGAUGAAAAUGGACGAACUUGAGGGAGAUUUAAUGCGUUUCGACGCAACAUACGAAGGGGACGGUGAGAAGGUGAACUGGCCAGGCGAGAGAUCACUUUUUUUGAAAAAAGAAUGUAAAGUGAUGCUACUUUGGAACAAGUCAGAAGACCUCAAAAAUGGGAGUAUGGGAACUUUCAAGAAAAUGGCAGAGGGCAACAAGUUGCUGGUUUAUUUCGAGAAAGUUGGCAUUGUUGCUAUUGAACGUGUAACGUGGUUUCAAAGGAACCAUCAGGGAGAAACCAUUGGCGCUGUUCAUCAGUUUCCACUCACACCAGGAUACGCGGUUACAUGCCACAAAUCGCAAGGGCUAGAACUCCCCGCCGUAGUAGUGCAUUGCUCGAAAGAAUUUGUCCCUGGUCUAGUUUACGUUUCCAUGUCUCGUGUGAGAUCAGCUACCACGCUGCAAGUCAUAGGGUUCAAUAGGACUCAAGUAAUACCAGCAGACCACGAAGUUAUAAUGCAGUGUUCUCGAGUUACCGGUGAACACAGCGUCGAUUUGAGGUGUUGCCGACGAAAGGUCACCAGGGACGAAAGCUUUUUUGAUGUCCAAGAUCGCUAUAGAUUUGCGGUUGGGGAUUUAGCGGAUGCUGAAGAUUGUUACGAGUUUCCCAUAGAGGUAUCAGAUGGAAAGGUGCAAUCUUAUUUCGAGCGUGAGGACACUGAUCUCGAGGUAAGUGUCGCUCAGCUAUUUGAACAGAUGGAAAAACACGAGUCAGAACUAUCACACCCGCCUUCGGAAGGUUUGGACGCAACACCCCUGUUGAUAAAAUUGAAAGUGAACACGCCCUUUUCCGAAUUCAGCCGAGCCAUCAACGAGAACGUGGACUUGUUGUUGGAAGAACGCUUCACCGAAAGUGUGAAGACGUUUAUAGACAUUAUGUGGUUCCAUUCAUUCGUAGCCAUAGAGAACCACAUAAUCGAAAAUCCCGACGAUCUAUACAUCAAAGUGACAAGGAGUGAUUUCACAACUGCUACAGGCAAGUUGCAUCAAGUAUUUAACUCGGAAGAAUUUUCUCGACAUGUAUCGAGUUUAUUUAACGUUUCCCCUUGUAUAACAGCCCAGCGGUCUAUCGGUGUCGAUCUAGGGAUGGCAAUGUACUUCAAAUUCCUAGAGCACCUUGUACAACUUUCAAGAAAGGAAUACCAACAAGAAGUGGUUGCGUUUAACGUAGACGACAUGUCAGCAGCUGGUAGGGCAAAAGUUCGUCAUGUUGGUGGCUGGGCCGUUCGAAAAGUUCUUGAAAAAUCAAGAAGGUACGUACGGGUCAAUAUCUCUUCUGAAAAUUCCGAAACAAUGGCAUCGGUGCGGCGACACCACAGUAUCUGCGAACUUAUUGAAGAAUCCCUUGUUGGAUCUGUGGCAGUGUUGGAGGAGGAGAGCCAGUACAAAGACACCCUGCAGGUGACAGAGGCACGGCAAUAUAGAGAAAGAGGACUGAUACAUAUAGAGGAUGCUGUGUACAAAUUCUUCAUGUACCUAGAGAAACAACGAGUUCAUUUGUUAAACGAUCAUAUGUUGCGCAGAGAGGGAGCAAAUAUGGUCGAAGAGGCCCACCGAAAGCUGAUCCAAGACGACGAAAUAAGUUUGAAAUGGCAACAGUGUUUCAAGAGCGAGGAUGUAAAGGAAAAGAAGGUGCAGAUAAUCGUAAAACAAUCAAUCCACUUGGAAUUUUGCAGUCUUUAAUUUUCUUUCACUUAUUGUAACUCAUUCAUGUUCCUUUUUUAGGAUUUAAUACGGAAUAUUUUAGGAUCUGUCAUUGAACGCUAUUUGCACAUGGGAACAGCGCAGUACUUGCGCGACUAUCGAAGAAGCUUCCAACUUAAAAAGAGCUCAGAAUUGAGAAAGCGAGUCCUUCAGCGACAGAAAAAGAAUCAAGAGAAGUCAGACAGCGUAUCAUUCGAGGUGAAAUAAGUGUACUGUAAUUUUAGAGCACCCACCUUGUCUCGCAAGUGAAAGUGGGAUUCCGUUUAGUGUACCUUUACAUGAAGGGGUUCUCACUGAGAGUAUUGGGUAAUUGGGCAUUGAGAAUUAACUCGCGUCUUGGAUAUGACUUCGACUUUAAAAGCUAUUUUUUUGAAGUGUAUUAGUGACUCCGGUGACAAUAAACACGUUAUUGCUCCCGCAGGGAUUUCGCUCAGAAGGCGAACUCCCGAGGAAGCACUCUAGUAGCUUGCGCGCAAAUUAAGGAAAGCACUUACAGUACUUUCAGAGGGGCCGCGAGGAAUCGCUAUAGUAGGUUAAUGAUGACGUUUUCUAUUGUUGGCGCCCGCAAGUAAGAGAUGGUUUAAGGAUGACGUAAAACAUACGGUAGUAUCACAGUGGUUAUCAGUGACAUUCUGUGGACAGCCGUUUUGAAAGUGAUGGACCAAAAUUAAAGACACUCAUUAAACGCAGAGGAAGUUAUAAGGUGUGUAUAAACACUUGGAGAGACACGAGUCACAAAUCUUUGAUUGGAAACAAUUUGCCAGGCACUCUUCGUCGAUCUCUUUGCGGAAAUAAGACUCAGUCCCAAACAACUGAAACAAGCAAGACUAGUGCAUCAACGGCUAGAUUAUCACUAGCAGAACGAAGGUCCGCGAUUACAGAAAUUCGAGGACAAUCAAAUGAACCGUUUGUACAAUGAGAAAGAGAAAUACUAGGCAAAAAUUCCAACUUCUAAUUAAAUCUUUUCUUAUGCUUUAGAAUAAAUUUAAUAAUUCUCCACACUGAGAAUGUUUUCAGAUCAAACCUGUGUAAAUUGAACUGAAACUGUGCAUGGAACCUUUCGUUUCCGGUUUUGACUUUCACCUAUUGUAUAGAGAAUGUGUGAAAAUCUUCAUUAUGAAUCGGCCAUGUAAUAUCUGCUAUUUAUUAUGUAUUUUUAUUCCUAAACACAAAGGGAAAUAAAAGGUUAGAUGUCCGCACAGCCCCAUACACUUAUUAUGGAUACAUUUUAUGCCUCCAUUCAUAACAACUAUUUGUGUGAAAUGCAAUGUUUAAUGAUGAAAUUGCUGCUUGCAAGGUAAAUGUAUGUGGUUGUACAGUAAGUAUAAAGUAUGGAAAAAGUAGCAAAUUGAACCACAACAUUUACCGAAUGCACAUGUAUAUUUUAUUGACAGGAUAUUCUCAAGGACCGGUCAGAACAGAAGGUUUCUUCGCAUGGGCGGCUGAUACAUUUUAUUGGCAAGUACAAUGAUGACCCAAGUGUCUUUGCCCGUGUUUAUACAAGAGCCCAAUUACUGUUGCUUUGUGAGGCCUAUGAGGUCCCUAUCAGACGGCGUCAUACCAAGAUAGAAUUGGCUAAAACUCUCAUUGAAGCCUUAAAGGGGACAAGAUCAAUACCGUUUACUGCUCCAGUGGAUGACAGGGAGUUCCAGGUCGUACAGACAGUGCAUGAUGAAGAACAUGGUGGACUGCGUAUUCGGUUCAGGAUAGCAGGUAGCUCCACUGGAACAUUCAAUCAAGGCCAAUAAAUUACACUCUACUCAGUUUUAGCGGUUUUGCGCCUUUUUCCGGUUGGCAUUGAACAAGCUGAAGAAGAAUGUUCAUUAGCUGCUCCAACAUUGCUUUUGGGGCUGAUGGUCGUUUGACCAAAACGAAUGGAGUUCUGUGUUGAUUCCUGUUGUAGAUAGGUUGGAUUGUUAUUUUGACCAUUACAUGAUCUUACUUGACAAAAGUGAUUUUCUACACCAUCCUGGUUGAUUAUUGCAGGUUUAAUUAUGGAUUGUGGAAAUUGUGCUUGUUUCACUGCAACCAUGGAACCAAAACCCAGGCACAUAGAUUGCAAGUCAAACCAUAGUUUAGAAGAAACAAAUUGGUUGUUGUUUUCUGAGCUUUCACUUCUCCAAUCAUUCAUAUAUUUGUGAAACUGAUUAAGUUGUCCAAGGCGAGGAUCUGAAUUUGAUCUGAUCACUAGUUUGUCAUUAAAAAGAUUAACCAGUCUGGAUGUAUGAACCAACAACGAUAUUGUGCUGUCGAGGUGAGAGCUGUCUUUUCCUUGUCCCAUCAUGUUCUCUUGGUAUUUCUGUUGAAAUAAUCAUCAUAGAAAAAAAAACCUUCAAAUUUUUAUUAAUUCAAAACAUUGAUACAACAAUAUUUUAACUUCGUAAGAAAUUUCAUCCUGAUUUUGUUGAUUAUAGUUUUUUAAUUGAUAUAGGUUUUUCAUUUAUUGUGGGUUAUUUCUUCCGAGAGGGUUCAUUUCAAUGUCAUGUCUUGACAAACUACGCACCUUCAGUCACUUCAACAGCUUGUAGCAAUUUCAGUAUUUCCAAUAGGAAACUGCUCUGCAAAUCUCACCUAAUAAUGGCACUUAAAUCAAAGUUAAGGUUUGAACUGUCUUUCACCUGCAUUAAAAAUAGCAUCUUAUCGGCAAGUACAUCUUCGGCUAAAUGAUUUCUCAUUUUUGAGGCUGGGUCAAGAUUGAAAUGUUGGUCAGUUAACUUUUCAUGCAGAGGAAGACUGAAGGACUUCUGAUCCCAGUUGAAGGCAUCUUUGAAAUACUGCCAGGUCACAUUCUUGCCCUUUAUCAUUAGACAUCGGGGUUUACCACUUGCAUUGCUCUUUUCUAUAUUGUUCUUGAUCUUCUUUAUGUUGUGCUGAGAGAAAACUUAAAUUAAUAUGGAUAAGGACCACAGUACAUGUCAAUGUAAUUUUAAAAGUUCAACCUCAUUGUAACAAACCUCUUUAUAAAUAAGCCCUUCAAACGACAUACUUUUCCCAAGUGAGGGAAAAUGUAACACAUUAAGGACCUAGUUUCAAAAUGUUAUUCACUUUGUAGCCAUUUAGUUUUACUAUACACAUAGCCUAGGUUGAUUCUUUCCGGUUGAAAUUGACUUUGAAAAAUAGUAAAGUAUAGAUUGUUGCUAUAUCUUUGGAGAGGAAUAAAUUUUGUGCCUAAAUCUACCUUUGGAUCCAUGACAAAAACCAUUGGUGUUCCAGUGUGGAUGUUUGAAGUUAUAAACUUAUCCUUCACAGGAUCCCUUCCUCUAAAGUGCAUUCUGAUAAACUGUCUGUUACAGUCUGCUCCAUCCAUAAUACUCCAAUAUAUCCUGAAGUGGACAGAAAGAAUUAGAAAGACAAUUUUUUAGAUUGGAGUUGAAAUCUAAUUUGUUAUCAUAGCUGUGUUUUAUAGUUAGUGAAUGUUUUGGUUGUGGGUAAUUUGCCCAAAUUCAAUGAAAAAUAAUUUAUUUUCAAGAUGUAAUUCCAAGAAGAGUGCCCUGCUUUGAUUCAUAAAAAAUGUAGAGCAUGUUGAUUCAGAUGGUGCUAAUGUAAUCCAAAAAAACAAAAAAUCAUAAGUUGAGCAUCCUGGAAUUACUUACAUGCCUUCACUUGACUUUUUUUUCUGAAUGCCUGUUACUAUUAUAAUUAUUUUCAUAUAUUGGUUCCAUCGAUUCCGGAAUCUCCAGAUAAGGACAUUAAACUCAGGGAAAGAAAGUGGUAAGUUCAGUUUUGAUUCUGAUAUGAUGUGGCUAGGAUCUUUUCUUAUAAGUGGGUAAAGAUUUUAGAGUGCUCCAAAGCAAUUCAAAUUGGCCGUCAUCAAUUACAUGAAUUGGUUGGAUUACUCAACCCCAUUUGUUGUUUUAAAAUUGACAUCAAUCUUUCACUAUCUUAUUAAUGCACGUCGUUGUUAAAAAUGAUAAUUUAAUGUACUGUUAUGUUGCUCUAGGAUGCUAAAGUACAGGCAUGCAUAUAUGUCAAGAAACAUCACAAGUCCACAGCUUACACGAAACCAAACUCCAGCAUUUUCCUGACGCCUUUCCAGAAGUUAAAAUAAAGAUCGCUCGGGGAGCAUUCACGAGAUGGGAACUGUGCAACAGGAAAGCGAAAUCCACUGUCACUUAUGAAAAUGAAUUGCAAGACAUGAGUGGCCAACUGUGGUUCAGUUUUACCUGUAAAAACACAUAGCCAAAGUCAUAAUGAAAUUAGGUUUUGAUACCAGGUAAAGUUUUAAUCAGCAAAAAUAGUUUAAAAAUACAACAUACCAGACAGGCUUGUCAUUAGAUCGUGGCCCUCUCCAAGGUCAACAAAUCCAACUAGCCUGUGCUUUCCAUGCUUUACUACCAUUUCUAGGCUCUCCUAAUUGUAAUAUCAAAGCAAAAAAUUGUUUAAUAUUACUUACUAAUACGCAAAAGUUCGUGUUGGAAUUCCUGUGUUUGUUUUUUUCUCAAAUGUUGGUUUUAGCAAGCAAUGGCCCUUUGUUCUAAAAUUAAGAUUGUGUUGCUUACAGACGGAAAUAACAAGCUGAAAGUGAAUGACUCACUGUGAAUAAUGCCUUUGAAAGAAGUAUUUCAUAUAUACAGGCUAGCCCAUGCCAUGUAACCUGUAGGUCAAAAUCCUUAUAGUUGUGUGAGCGAUCCAAAAUACCGAUUUAGUAUUAUAGCAGAUAAGUUUUUUUUCCGAUACAAACCUGAAUUUUCAUUUCGUCUAUCACAAAGCCUCCCCAGUAAUCCUCCUCCCUGAGAUUUUUCUGUUGUGCAGUCUCCAGGCACCAUUUUAGCACUUGAUCGUUCCAGCCAGGUUUUUCUUCCACUUUGUUCUUAUACAGUCUGUGAAAUUAAUGAACAUGGCUUUUCAUUUAAUUUGAUUUUUCUAAAUUAAAAGGUAAACAUGUUCAACGUUUUCAUUAUGAGAUCAUCUUUAAAUGUAAAAGGUCAAGUGUGGUCGUGUCAAAUGAUAUGCCACAAACAAGGUUACCUGAUAGUGCGGUUGCUUGGAAGAAUGAUAAAUUUCCUAAGGGGGUCAAGGACGUGGGGGUUCUUACAAUACAGGUCAAUGCACAAUCUGAUGAUCCUGUAAAAUAAUAAUAGAAUGAAAUUACGUAGGCACAAGCUAACACUGACUGCUAUGCACUGGUCAGCAUAGCUGAGGGGAACUCGUGGGGGAGCAUAUUAAAACAUUCAAACUUUUAACAUACUAGGUGCACAAACGACGGCUUCGCCCGCGGCCUGAUGGUUAGGGUAACCUAAUAAGCGUAUUUUUUCCUGCCAUUUACUGUAGUUUUCCUUGUCGUUAAAGUACUUAUGUAACACCUAUUAUACAGAUACACCUGCGGAAAACAACUUACUUUGGGUGCCAUCUGUAACCCCGCUUACUGUUGGUGGCCAUGAUUCUUUUCUGUUGGGUCCAGAGGCAUUCCAUUUCAUGUGGAACUUUAGACUUGUCUAUGUUGUGUAAGAUUGUGGACAGAUCCCUGUGAUCCUCUUCCUCUAACUGCAGGGAUUCAGUUUCAAAUUUUUCCCUCCAGUAUGUUUCCCUUCUUUCUGCAUUGAAUCGUUGCUUCUUUUGCUGGUUUAGUUGCAACACGACGUCUUCUUUUCUCAUGUAUCUUUUGUUGCAAUUGCGAUGUAACCCGCUACGUUUUUCCCGUCGCAUCUUUUUGACAUUGUGUAAUUUCAACAAAUGGUUACACUCUGAACAGGGCAGUCCUUGUACAGAGAAUAUUUUACACUUUGAGGAGAAAGCGACUGUUGAUCUUUCCUGCUUUUCUUUCGACAGGUCUUUAAAAGACCCUGUAACAUAAGGAACCAAAGAAUCUUGUAUAGAAUCUCCAUCUGAGAGGGAUAUUCCCUUGCAAAACGAGGAUUUCUGAACAUAGUCCAGUGCCAAAUUAACUCUGCCUAGUAACGACAUUGCGGCAAAUCCCGGGAUGUUGCUCAGAUCACUCUGACAUCCGUGUGCCUUUACGCUCACGAAUGAGAGUCCUGUCUUCCCGUCCUGUUCAAUCACAAUUUCGGUGGAUACUCUUGCGUUAUUGACCUCCCAUGCCUCUACACGAACUAAACACCAAUAGUGUGGCUUGUCUCGUACAACUUUCCAAUCGUCAGGAACCGUAAGAUCAGCAAGUGCCUGAGAAAGAGGAAUGAGGCCAUCCACAUCGCCACUAUGGUGGGUUGGAUCUUUUUUCUUCACAUUCAAGUAAACGCUCUGCUGUUGCUUCCUAGGACCUCUCCGAGCUCGGAUAACGGCAUCUCCCCACGAAUCCUUCACAAUAAAACCUAAAGAGGUUGAACUUAGAGCACAUCCAGCGGUGUUUUCAUUGGCGGCUUGCGCUGCAUGCUCUAUAAUAUCUCCGACUGGUGUUACAGCACCGAGUUCAUAAGUAUAAUUGGCCAGCACCCUAAAAUAAAUAUUGAAACGCCGGGUGUUUAAAAAAUCUCUGACGCGCCAGAAAGAUCACUCAUUGAGGGGCCCAAGGAUUUGGGACGUUAAUAUGACAUAAACCGCCCGAGCCAGAUUUCAGUGGCACCAAAGGACUGUUUUUGGUAGCUUUCAUUCAUGUACAAUUUUAGAAGCUUAUCUUAUAAAUUCCUUCUGAUUUUAUUAAGUUUCAGUUUUUCGCAGCCCAGGUUAAGCUAUUUUUCGUAGAAAAAGAAAACCUUAAUUUUUCGGAAUCAAAAAAGUGAUGGAGAGAGGAAUCAGAAAUAUUCUUACUUUCCUAAAGCUUUAAAUUGCAUCUAAAAUUUUCGGCAAAAUGUAAAUAUUGAAGCCCUUGUAGUUUUCCAAAAGACUCAGUUUGCCCUAGGAUGACCGAACAGGUACGAAUUUUAUAGCGGAGCUAAAAAGAAUGUGCGGCAGUGGAAAAAGUGAACAAGAACAUGUACGACAUUCCCCCCCUAAAACGUGAAAACCAAGAAGUUUCUGGACGUUUCACGAAGUAGCCAUGCAAAGCAACGUCAAGGAAAUGUACAAAAAAGCGUGCUGCAUGCAAUUAGACCCAUUGUUGUAUUUCACAGUUCUGGUUGCCUUCGCCGCUUAACAUUACACGAUUUUAUAUUUAGUAUGAACAAACCAUAGAUAUUAUCUACGCAUUAGCGCCACAUAGAAUGCAUUUUUACAGAUCUUAAUUACUCUGGACUGCCUUAAAAGUGUUUUUAAUGCAUUUAGGAAGAAAUCGUCCUUGGAGGCCCUGGGUUUUGAAACGAAUAAUAAUCAUAACCCCAAAAAAUAUCGCGCACUUAACUUUAUUCCUUACCAUAGUUUCCAUUCAGCUGCAUAGCCUAGGCUGGAUUUUGGCUUUUUCCGAGGCGGCAAAUUGUUGUCCUCCCUCGCCACUUUGGACAACAUAUUGUCGGACGUUCGCGCGAUCGCCUUUUGUUUUCUGGUCAAAACUAACGCAGCGGACCCUCGCUCAGUGUUGAUUGACCUAGAAGCAAUAGUACUAUCCCUCCCAUUGCAAGUGUUGCAUUGUCGCGCGGACGCGGUCGCUAAGCUUGACUAUUCACGUCGCGUAUUAAACCUGGUCGUUCGCGGUCAUAUCGAAGCGUAAAGGCCAACAGUGUUUGUUGAUGAGCGAGCGAUUAUUGUGCAGUUGCGAUGGGUUUUGUGGAGCAAGCGAGCAAGGAACCGGAGCACACGUUACCUGCAGAUUAGCCGAUGGUUAUUUGGAGCGGAUUCGUCGAUUAUUCUCGAAUUUAUAGCGCUUCGUGUGAAGGCGCGUGGAGAUGGUCUGUUUGUUUUGUAGCCAGCCUUUAAUUCUUCUUUAGUGGAUAGUACCUACAAUUUCAAAACUCAACAAAAUGCCACUUUAACCGGCCAGGAAAGACAAGGAUACGUUCAGUUAAAGGUAUCUUAACUUUGUUUUGUUAUAUUUUGACUUUUGGACUAUUUUAGUUCAUAGGAGUUUCGACGACUCGUCGCAUUAAUUUGUCCAUGUGGAUAUUAAUAUAUUCAUUCAGUGACACAUACUACGUCUGGGCCGCCUGUGAUUAAACUGCGUGUGUUUUUAUGCUUCUCUUUAGUUCAGUAAUGUUUUGGACUCAUGAUCAUGAAGCCAUUCUAUGCAGAGAAGUCGUCAAUGUAAAUCCCUACACAACUAAGAAAGGGUCAACACAAAGAAGUAGAAUGUGGGAAAAAAUAGCAGACAACUUGAACAAAUUCACUGUGCCGAAAUUCAGGGUUCAUAAGCGAUCAGUCCGAGACCACGUGGGAAUCCUUGUUUACAAGCAUAAGAAGAAACUUCUAGCGGAGGAAAAAGCAACUGGGAUAACUCCCGAUGAGCCAACGGAACUAGAAAACCUCUUGGAUAUGAUCAUCGCGUUGGAGGAAAGUGGCGAAGCGGAAUUACAGGAAACACAGGGAACAGCUAGCAAAAAACGUCAAUACGAUCGGGCUAAAGUGAAAGAUGUUAGACUAAAAGCGAUGGAGAAGCUGUCAGAGACGAAGAAAAGAGGUUCAUCAGAGGAUGAAAGCGAUGACAAACCGAAGCGUCAACCAAGAAGUGGAGGUGAUGCUAUCGAACAAAGCACAAACAAAGCAUUUCUUGGACUUUCUUAA